Molecule: messenger RNA, 2883 nt
Organism: Rodentolepis nana
Lineage: Eukaryota; Metazoa; Platyhelminthes; Cestoda; Cyclophyllidea; Hymenolepididae
Source: the annotation of a GenBank genome assembly
AUGCGAUUCAAUAAGGGAGCCCUUAAUAAGUGGCUAAACGCUAAAAUCGAUGCACUAUCCGUGACCGAUCUCAAUCCUUUGUUCAAGUAUAUUUGUGUUCUUUUGAGCAAGCCUAAACCUCUUGAAGAACUUAAAAGUUGUUGCGUUGAUCAAUUGUACGAGCUUCUUGGUGACGGAACUAAUAAUUUCGUCGAAGAAAUGUUUAAAGUUAUUGCCGUCUCCCCAGCUUCACCUAAUGACCCUUCACCUGAACGUCCAACUCGUCGCCUACGAAGCAAUCGCUCCAGAUCCAGAUCACCUCACAGAUCAUCUGGGAAAUAUCCGAGGUCUAGAUCACCACAAGAGGAAUUAGAUGAGAAAAGUAUUUCUCGAGGAAAUAAUAGCAGUAGACGUGAACGCCAUCAAGUAUCUAAAUCACUAAAGCACCAUAAUGAAUACAAUCCCGAGGAUGUUAACGUCAGGAACUCCUCUCAUCAUCGCUCAGAGCGUCCUUAUGAUCGCAGCAGAUGCGACAGAUCUCGUAGCAGAAUGCCUGAAGAGAUAUCUGAUGACGUACAUCUCCAGCAGCAGCAUAUUCAACGUCCUAGAUGUCGCAAUUUUGACGAGAAGGGAUUCUGCAAUUACGGUGAUCGUUGUAAGUACGAACAUGGGAGUAAUCCUGUUGUCGUUCCAGCUUCCUGGACUGCUGCUGCAAAUCUUUUCGACACUGCUAUCGCUGUUUCUGGGGCUAGUUUGCUUCCGACUCCUGCUAAUGGGCCUAGUGGGCUUUUGGGGGGUGCUGGCGGUGAAAAUUUGAUUCCUUCGAAUCUCGAAUGCACAGAAAUGAUAUCUGCUGAUAUACCUACCUAUAACCCCACGCCUAUCGUUGAGCCCCUAUCACGCAAGUCGGGACACUCCCAUCGUCCGCGUUCUAAUUUGGCAAACAACAAGAAUAUCAUUCCCAUCCCUACAGUAGAUUCCAACAACGCCUACGAUCCCGCCUCAACGAUCCCGCCUGCUUAUGAACCAGCUCGACCUGAAUUAUCAGACACAAAGCUGCCUGGGGAUGAUGAGAAAAGUGGAAAUGAGCUCUCCUUGGGUCCCACUACAUCUGACUAUACCCCGAGUCCAAUCAACCAGACUGGAGGUCAGCAAUGCUCCCUCCUUGUCACCAAACUCCCCUGGCGCUUGAAUGAUGCUGAAAUCCUACGAGAGCACUUUGCUCGAUUUGGAAGUAUUGUCAGCAUCCAGACUCAUUACUCGGGUCAGAACUCACAAGCUCUGAUCACUUAUACAACUCCAGGAGAGGCUGAAGUUGCCUAUCGCAGUCCUGAUCCAAUCCUCUCUAAUCGAUUCAUUCGGACUUACCUCUAUCCUCAUUCUAACAACAAUAGCGGAGGCCGAUUCAGACACGGAGGUGGGGCGUAUAGGAGCGGAUACAAUAAAGACAGUCUCGGUUUCAGUCAGUUUGGAAAUGCUCUGUUGGGUGAUGCCCACCCGUCUCGUUUACCAGCCAAGUUACGUUUGGGUCAAGGCCCAAGUGGUGCAUUCAAACGGACCUAUCGGGGUGAUGAAAAAGGUGGUCCUAAUGCCGCAGUAAUCUCCUUAACUACAGAUGCCAAAACCUUUUCGAGCAGUAGUCGUAGGUCUCGCUGGCGCCUAGAGAGGGAUGAAAAUGGCAAUCCGAUUAGUGGAGACGAGGAUGAGGACCAAGAGGAUGAAGAUUUACGAAAUGAGAUGAUGGGUGGUGAGGAUUCGGCAGGAUCCGCUAUUCUGGACAUUGGUGCUGGUGAUAAUGAUGAUGAUAACGUCUUUGCUGGCAGUGGAGUUAACAACAGGAAGCGUUUCCGCUGUUCAGAGUUUGGCGAGGUGGGUGAUAGUUUUUUGCGCCGAUCCUCCCGAAAUUCACUGAGCCUUGCAGAUCAAGAGGUGGCGGAGGCUGAAGCUGCCCGCAAGAAGGCCCUCUGGGAGCGUCAAAAGUCGAUAGCGCUGAAGGAGCAUCAGGCCAAACUCGCGCAGUUAGAGAAACAGCGUGCAGCUCGUCGCCACGCCGAACGCGAGAGGGUGGCUCAGAUUGCCAAACUCAAGGCUGAACUCAAGGAGACUGUUGCCUCUGCGGAGAGAUGUACAGAGAAGUUACUCAAACGCAGUCUUCUCAAGAAAGCGAAUGAUCUGUUUGAGAAGAUCAAUGAGCUCAAGCAGUCUAUCCCGCUAGCUCCCAAACGAUUGGAUGACACGAAACAACAGAAAACGGUGCAACAAAUGCUACCUGAUAGCAUUGCUACCGAACGACUUGAAAAGAUCGCUGAUGUGAAGAAACAACUAGCUGAGGCGGAAUUAGAACUGCAAUCUGAGGAAUGCGAUCCUGAAAAACAGACUGAGAUACGCAAGAAGGUUACUGAGCUCAAGAGACAGUUAGUCGAUUUGGAGACCAUUCGACCCAGCGAUCUGGCUGCUAUUGACUCGCAAUCAGCUCUCGCUAAUAGACCCCAUACCAAGUUGGACAAUAGGCCACGGGUCAUCUACGUCACCGGCCACACUCUUGGCGACGUCGAGGCUUUUCGUCGAGCUCUCCAUAAUGGCUACUUCCACACCGAGUCUUUCCAGUCAUUCACAUGUGGAAGUGAGAAGGAGCCGGUGAUGGAGAUCACAUUCCGAACCCGUGAUUUUGCUGAGCGUGCCUUGCGAACCUUCACUAUCUUCCACGGCCGCCAACUGACUCUCUCAUUCAAUCAGCCUCCUUGUCUAACUGGUGAGGAGACGGCAGGCGUAAUCUGCGAUCAAAAUUCGGUGACAGCAGGGGAUUGUUCUGAUUUAAUGGAAUUUGAUGGAGACAAAGAUUAUUCGUCAAUGCCAGUGGUUGACGCAACGGUCGAAGAUGAUUUCAGAUCACCAAAAGACUAG